Molecule: messenger RNA, 1791 nt
Organism: Aspergillus mulundensis
Lineage: Eukaryota; Fungi; Ascomycota; Eurotiomycetes; Eurotiales; Aspergillaceae
Exons: 3
Coding region: 1-1791 (596 amino acids)
Source: RefSeq, a predicted model, not a curated record
AUGGCCGGUGCUGAUGAUGUUUGCCGUGCGAUAGAGACCCUGAUUCAAUUGAUACGUCCAUAUGACAUGGGAGUUGCAGACCUAGUCAACACUUUAUUCACUCCAAUCAAACGCGGUGAUAUCCAUGAGGGCUUAACGGAGCUUAGAGGCCGUUUGGGUCGAGCUGCUGAUAACCAAGCAACUGGCAAGCGAUCCAAUAACAAAGAAUAUACGGCUGAAGAGCUCGAGGAAGAGCCUGACGAGGAGUCCAACAUUCACGGGGAAUCCAAUCGAAAGCUCGACAGUGAGGUCAAUCAUGAAGGGACUGACACUAAUGAUGAAGUUGGAUUGCCGAGUGUGGAAGACGCCAACGUUGUUGAAGACGGAGACGCCAAUGCCAAUGUGGAAACAGCCCACAUCGAAGAUAAAGACACCAACGUCGAAGACACCAGCAAUGAAGACACCAAUGCAGAAGAUAUCGACGAUGCAGUCACCAAUAAUGAAGACACCAACCCCGAAGACACCAACGUCGAGUCCAAUGCCACCCAGUGCAGCACUGAAAAAAGGCCUGAUUGUGAAAAGACCAACAGUGAAGGAACCACCAACCAAAAAAUCAAAGAACACCCAAUCUACAAAUCUUUCAGUAGAGUCCCUGAGGAACGCGCGGAGGAAUUCAAUAAAACCUAUCGCAAAGGCCGCCAUCAUCAUUUCUGGAAUAGGCUGUCCCAGCUCGACAGUGGGCCUGUCAUCUCUCAGUUGGUGAAUGCUCUCAGAAACCGCGAGUCCAUGGAUGCCUUGGCCCAGAGGCUGCUGGAAAGAAGAUUAUUCGAACAGGUGGAAUACUUUGAAACACAUACUGAGGUGAUUUUGAACAGGGGCGAGUCAAGAAGAAGCGCGGCUCUGCGCAAAGCCCUAGGACGUGCUGCUACAAGAGGCGAUUUGUACAAGAUCGAGCGCGGGGAGAAAUUUUCAUUCUUCGAACUGAUUGAUUUGUUCCGAAUCUCGGUGCCGCAUUGGACAAGAUGGCGGAAUAUGUCGAAGCCCGAUGCUAAAGCGAUACGCGAUCAAAUAAAGGAGGCUGGAGAGGAAUCCGCUACAGGGACAUCGGCUACAGAGCUCUCUGAAUGUCUUCAGAAGAUCUACGAUUGUCUACCGUCUCUGAGUUCAAUGAACGGCCGAACACCUGAGGGACCGAUUCCGAGUGCCGCAGAAGCAGUGACAUCCCAUAAGCGGGCAGCGAAUGAUUGCCCCCCUGCGAAAAGACGUCGUCUUGAUGUUCAUCCGAUAGAUUGUUUAGCAAUAUUGGAACCUGGAGGUAACCAGAAGGUUCAGUCAAGUAAUUUUAUAGACAACGACAGUAACUGCGACAUCGACGAGAUUAUAGCCAAGGCCAUAGAGGGGAUUGACGCUGAAGCUGAGCCUCGAUAUACACCAGGCAUAGACGGCUACAGAUUCAACAGUGGCUUUGCGAUCGAUACUGGCCCCAGGGUCCCUCAGCCUGCAUGCACAGAUGGUUACCAGAACAAUCGACCCCUAGAGGUGGUGAAUGUCGAAGCUGAACCUCGAUAUGCGCAUGGCAAUGGUUAUAGAUUCAACAGUGGCUUUGUGGUUGAUACUGACCCUAGGGUCCCUCAACCUCCAUCAGAUGGCCACCAGAAUGACGACCUCAUAAUGGAGGCCUUAAUAGAGAUGAUUACAGAUCACGAUAAUCAUUCCGCCCCAACACACAAGACCGUGACGCAAGAUCCCAAUGGAACUCGAACCUUCAGUGCCCUGUUACCGCGAUAUGAAUUAGGAAGAGAGGGCGGCUAG